UUGAUCUUCAACUCAUACUCUUCUUUCUCUCCUCUCUCUCUCUCUCAAAAAAAAAAAUGGAGGCUGUUGAGGCUUUUCUUGAUGGAGAAUGGGACUCAUUGAGCAAGCUAUUUUCCUUUGAGGAAUCUAAUUCUUUGAUGGAUUGCAACACCAACAAUUUCUUGGUUGAUGCAAAUGUGUACAACAACAAUCUUGAUCUUGAUCAUCAUGAUCAUGAUCAUGCUAGUAGCUUCCAUUAUGAUCAUAUUGACGCGUCCCAUUUCGCCUCCAACGUCCCCUCCUUCCCCGGUGAUCUCAUGGGGGAGAUCCUCCAUUUGAAGGCGCAGAUGCUUUGCAACGACGGGAUGGACAAUGCUGAUGGAGAGCAACUUCAAGAUUCAUCGAAGAAGAGGCCUCGUGUAGCUAGACAGGCGAAGGCGAAGAAGGCGAGGAGAGGUGGGAAAGCGAGCAAGGAUGAUGAAGAAGAGAGUGUUGGUGUUGGUGUUGGUGUUGGAUGUGAGGGGGGUGAUUGUAAUGGCAAUGGCUCGGAGGAGUCUGAGUCGAAGGGGUCAAUAUCCACGACGACGUCCACAUCCUCGGCCAAGAAUAGGGCUAGCAAGAGCCCAGCAACUGAUCCACAAAGCCUCUAUGCAAGGAAAAGAAGAGAAAGGAUAAAUGAGAGGUUGAGAAUCUUGCAGAAUCUUGUGCCCAAUGGAACAAAGGUUGAUAUUAGCACAAUGCUGGAAGAGGCUGUCCAAUAUGUCAAGUUUCUGCAGCUUCAAAUCAAGUUGCUAAGCUCUGAUGAAAUGUGGAUGUAUGCUCCAAUUGCUUACAAUGGGAUGGACAUGGGGCUUUAUCAGAGGAUUAAUGCUGCAAAUUUAUGACAUUUUCAUAUAAUUAAUCUCUCAAUAAUUAUUAUAAUCACUAUAUAACAUUUAUAUUCUCUGCUAAUAACAAGGGAAUUAAAGUGACACAAAUCAGCAUAUCCUCCUUUCUCAAUAAGAAAAAAAGGAUAUAUGCUAACUGACUAUCUCGUGCAUAACUACGCUCUCGUAGAUAGUAUCUACGAGGAACGAAGAAUGUUGUAAGAACACGCACGGUCGUGGUACACUUUGUACGAAAAUACAGUAAUGGGAAUAUUGCU
This is a messenger RNA of Salvia hispanica, 1123 nucleotides long. RefSeq lists its product as uncharacterized. Gene Ontology annotation, molecular function: protein dimerization activity; DNA-binding transcription factor activity, RNA polymerase II-specific; RNA polymerase II cis-regulatory region sequence-specific DNA binding. The record is from RefSeq and is a predicted model, not a curated record. Gene Ontology annotation, biological process: regulation of transcription by RNA polymerase II. Lineage: Eukaryota; Viridiplantae; Streptophyta; Magnoliopsida; Lamiales; Lamiaceae. Gene Ontology annotation, cellular component: nucleus.